CGUUCAUGCUCUCAAGCAAGCACAAUGGAGCAGAGGUACGUUCAAUGGCGGGCAACGUACCUGCGCUCCUGCGAGCACGGUACCUAUUGUUUUUACAACGGCAAGGUGCGAACUUCGCGUCGCCCCAUCCCAAGCAGGCAUAGCCUCUAUGCGCUCACAUCGCUCUCCAUCACGGUUGCUCUGUCUUGAUGCUAUUUUUGAAACCUUCUCAGGGUGAUAAUGGAAAUGCAAUCACAUGCUCGGAAGCGCAUGGGUACGCAAUGCUCAUCUCUGUCAUGCAUAGGAACCAGCCCGAUUUCGACCAGCUAUUGCGCUUCUUUCUGGCUUUUAGAAACGACCAUAGUCUGAUGAAAUGGCAGGUCAAACAGGACUCUCAUCGCGGCAUCUACUGCGACGACGAUGGGCAGACAAGCGCGACCGAUGGAGAUAUCGACGUCGCCACCGCCCUCUUUCUGGCAGGUAAAGUCUUCGCAGACUCCCCCGUGUUUUCUAAUUCGGCAUAUUGGACCGAAGGCAACCGACUUGCUAGCGCGAUUCUACGGUACGAGAUUCACCCGAGACUAGGCACUCCUUUGCUUGGUGACUGGGCCAACGAAGAUGGAGCAGAGAAUGUCAAACUGUACAACAGCACUCGAACAAGCGAUUUCAUCCUGAGCUCGUUUCUCCUCUUCCAUCGCGUCGUAGCGGACGCUGGCGAGCGCUCUCGCUGGCAAUGGGUCAUUGAAUCGACUCUGUCCGCUGCACUGAGCCAGCUGCAUCGCGGCGUCUUGCUGCUCCCAGACUUUCUGGUCUUCAACUUGCGUACCAAUCAGUGGGAAGUUCCGCACGGCAAGCUACUUGAGAGCGAAAAAGGAGACGGGCAGAUGUCCUGGAACGCGUGCCGCACUCCGUGGCGGCUUGCGCACUACUAUGCUGCCAGCGGCGACCAGCGCAUUAGGCCGCUGUUGGAGCGUAUGCGAGAAGCACUCGUCAGAGCGUCUGGAAAAUGGCCUGCUGUGCCAGCCGGGAUCGACAUUCGCACCGGUAGGGGGCUGGAGGAUUAUAGCGACCGUGCUUUCAUCGCUCCCGCCGGCUACGUUUGUCAUGUUUUGGGAGACACUUCAAGUUUCCAACAAGCAGUUACUGCUCUCAACGACGAGGAACCGUCGUAUUUUGGAGACAGCAUUGAUCUGGUCAUCGCAGAACAGGCUUCUCAUACAGAGCUGUUUCGUUGAAAGAUGGCUGUUGUACCUCCUUUCAUGUGCAAACUUGAAUCCAAACUAUUCGG
Tilletiaria anomala UBC 951 is the source of this 1267-nucleotide messenger RNA. Its product is annotated as glycoside hydrolase family 8 protein. The coding region runs from base 189 to 1214 and encodes 341 amino acids. Lineage: Eukaryota; Fungi; Basidiomycota; Exobasidiomycetes; Georgefischeriales; Tilletiariaceae. The transcript is spliced from 8 exons. The record is from RefSeq and is a predicted model, not a curated record. Gene Ontology annotation, molecular function: hydrolase activity, hydrolyzing O-glycosyl compounds. Gene Ontology annotation, biological process: carbohydrate metabolic process.